This is a messenger RNA of Nerophis lumbriciformis (worm pipefish), 2175 nucleotides long. RefSeq names its product triosephosphate isomerase-like. NCBI's taxonomy places the organism in Eukaryota, Metazoa, Chordata, Actinopteri, Syngnathiformes, Syngnathidae. Gene Ontology annotation, cellular component: cytosol. Gene Ontology annotation, molecular function: triose-phosphate isomerase activity. The record is from RefSeq and is a predicted model, not a curated record. Gene Ontology annotation, biological process: gluconeogenesis; glycolytic process; glyceraldehyde-3-phosphate biosynthetic process.
CCUCUACUCGCCGGACAUCAGCACUCAUCAGCGGCCAUGGCCCGGAGGUUCUUCGUGGGAGGAAACUGGAAGAUGAACGGCGACAAGGAGAGUUUAGAGGCGCUCAUCGGCAGCCUGAAUGCCGCCAGCCUGCACGACGACACCGAGGUGGUUUGCGCGGCCCCUUCCGUCUACCUGAACUUUGUUCGCUCCCAUCUGGACCCCCGCGUCAGCGUUGCGGCCCAGAACUGCUACAAGGUGGCCAAGGGAGCGUUUACAGGGGAGAUCAGCCCGGCCAUGAUCAAGGACUGCGGUGCUGACUGGGUACUUCUGGGACACUCAUCAUUGAAAUUCACUUAAGAACAAGCAGGUGUUUAAUACAAGAACCUUAGAGAACAUGUAUGUAAUGAGGUCAAGUGCGGUGGUCUGGUUUCCGAGCCAAAUGUUCUGCGCGUGUUGCAGGUGGCUCACGCUCUGCAGAGUGGCCUCUGCAUGAUCGCAUGCAUCGGGGAGACGCUGGAGGAGCGCGAGGGCGGCACCACCGAAGACGUCGUGUACGCUCAGACGCAGACCAUCGCAGACAAUGUGACGAACUGGGCCAAAGUGGUUUUAGCCUAUGAGCCCGUGUGGGCCAUCGGCACGGGCAGGACGGCCUCACCUGAGCAGGCUCAGGAGGUCCACGAGAAGCUCAGGGCGUGGCUCAGAGCCAACGUGGCAGAGGAUGUAACCGACGCGGUGCGCAUCAUCUACGGAGGUUCCGUCACGGCAGCCAACAGCAGAGAGUUGGCGUCUCAGGAGGAUGUGGACGGCUUCCUGGUGGGCGGCGCCUCGCUGAAGCCGGAGUUUGUUGACAUCGUCAACGCGCGCGCUUGAGAGAAACGAGACCUUCGCCAAGGCUCAAGUUUAUGGAGGGCUCCUUAAGAGGCGCUCGAUAGGCUCCUUUUUACAGCCCCUUCCUUAAUGAACGUGUUAGAAAUGUUUAAGUACCUUAUUUUUCGGACUAUAAGUCGCAGUUUUAUGUGUGAAACUUAUGUGUGAAAUUAUUAACACAUUACUGUAAAAUAUCAAAUAACAUUAUUUAGCUUAUUCACGUAAGAGACUAGACGUAUAAGAUUUCAUGGGAUUUAGCGAUUAGGAGUGACAGAUUGUUUGGUAAACGUAUAGCAUGUUCUAUAUGUUAUAGUUAUUUGAAUGACUCUUACCAUAAUAUGUUACGUUAACAUACCAGGCACGUUCUCAGUUGGUCAUUUAUGCGUCAUAUAACGUACACUUAUUCAGCCUGUUGUUCACUAUUCUUUAUUUAUUUUAAAUUGCCUUUCAAAUGUCUAUUCUUGGUGUUGGGUUUUAUCAAAUACAUUUCCCCCAAAAAUGCGACUUAUACUCCAGUGCGACUUACAUGUGUUUUUUUUCCUUCUUAAUAUGCAUUUUCGGCAGGUGCGACUUAUACUCCGGUGCGACUUAUACUCCGAAAAAUACGGUAAAUCACUACACAUUGAUGUAAUUACACUGCAUUUAGCUACAAAGACUGAUCGCGAUGCUAUUUUGUCAUUAAGGACAUAAAAGUGGAGAAAAAGAAGAUUUGUUCAUUAUUAGUGCUUUACGUCACCAACGUCCACUAGCCCAGGGGUGUCCAAAACUUUUUUAUUGAAAUAUUUUAAAGUUUUGUUUUUUAAAAAGCUUUAUUUUUUUUAAUUUUGGGGGUUUAUUUUAACAAUGUGUCACUGUCCAAUGAAUAAAAUAAUCGUAGGCUGUAAACAGCCUCAUUGGGGGCCACACUUUGGACACCCGGGAUGUGGAAGAACACAGGAAGGCGAGAGUGAAAUUGCAAAUUGUUUAUUUCACACAUUUUAAUUGAUACAAGUCCUCCUUUUUUUGGAUUUUUUUUGUUUUUUAAAUCUCUUCUCGGACAUUCAGCACAAAGCAAAGAACAAAGUUGUUUAUUUACGAGGAAGAGGAGUGUGCAUGUUGGCUUCCUUGUCUUGUCCACAUCUUUAAGAAGCAUCUUUUCAAAUGAACUAAUAACAGUGCAUGUCUGGCUUUUUAACUCCCCCUGUGUGUGCGUGUGAGCGCGUGUGCGUGCGUGUGCCCGUGCGUGCGUGUGCCCGUGCGUGUGUGUGUGUGUGUGUGUGUGCAUGUGUGUGUGUGUGUGUGUGUGUGUGUGUGUGUGUGUGUGUGUGUGUGUGUGAGAGAGAGAGA